Messenger RNA from Girardinichthys multiradiatus, 2073 nucleotides. RefSeq names its product regulator of G protein signaling 11 (gene rgs11). The record is from RefSeq and is a predicted model, not a curated record. Lineage: Eukaryota; Metazoa; Chordata; Actinopteri; Cyprinodontiformes; Goodeidae. Bases 140 to 1543 code for a protein of 467 amino acids. The transcript has 17 exons. Gene Ontology annotation, biological process: regulation of G protein-coupled receptor signaling pathway; intracellular signal transduction; G protein-coupled receptor signaling pathway.
CGCGCCCACGCUGAUGACGGGAGCGCGCAUCUAGAAAAAAAGGUAAACAGGCGGGCACUCUUGCUGCUGCGCGCCACCGGCAGCACUUUGCUGUUUUGCACUUCAGCGUCCCGCCGGGUGAUCCCCAGCAUCCCGCAAGAUGACAAUUAACACCCUGGCUAAAGGAGGGCUGCACCGGGAGCAAAUGUCAUGUUUUCGGAAGAUGGAGAAAGUGAUUGUGGCCAUGCAGGACCCUGACAUGGGCAUGAAGAUGAGAAAUCAGAGGCUCCUCAUCACUGUCAUCCCACACGCCAUGACAGGUCAGGAUGUAAUUACCUGGUUGAUCCAGAAAUACCAUAUCUGUGAGGAGGAGGCUCUGCAUCUUGGCGAGAUGCUGGUCAGAAAUGGAUACAUUUACCCUCUCAAAGAGCCUCGCUGUCUUGUGUUACGACCCGAUGAGUCACCCUACCGCUUCCAGACUCCUUAUUUCUGGACAAGUACCCGCUGGCCUGCCACGGAGCUGGACUAUGCAAUCCAUUUGGCUAAAAAGAACAUAAGAAAACAAGGAGAACUGAUGGAAUAUGAAAAGGAGAGGUACAGUCUGUUGCACAAGCGGAUCAACCACACCUGGGACUUUGUGGUGAUGCAAGCCAGAGAGCAACUGAGGGCAUCCAAACAGAGGAGGAAGGCCGACCGAAUUGUUCUAGAGUGUCAGGAGCAGGCGUACUGGCUCAUCAACAGACCUCCGCCGGGGGUGCAGAAUAUGUUGGACUGGACUCUGGAGCGGCCAAACAACUUUAGCACACGAGUCCCUUUGAACAGUGACUACUACAAAAGUGAGAUUGAAACAUCCAGACGAGCUAUUGGAAGAAACCGAGUAAAGUCCUCUGUCUGCCUUGAAGGUUUUAUCAAGUACAGCGAGCAGUACCAGAACCACGAUCCCAUUAUGCAAGGCUGCCUUCCCAGUAAUCCCUGGAUCUCUGAUGACAUUGCAUACUGGAUGAUGAACUCAGAAAUAGUGCCUGUUCCCACUCGUCUGCGCGUGGAGCGUUGGAGCUUCAGGUUUAUGGAGCUUCUAUCUGACGCCAUGGGGAGGCGUGAGUUCAUGACUUACUUGGAGAAAGAGUUCAGUGCGGAAAACCUACAUUUCUGGCAGGCGUGUGAGGAAAUUAGACACGGAGAAAGCUCUAAGAUCGUGGAGAAAGUGGAAGAUGUUUACAAAAAUUUCCUGGCCCCUGGAGCGGCCCGCUGGGUCAACAUUGACAGUAAGACGAUGGAUAAAACUUUAGAAGGGAUGAAACGGCCGCAUCGCUUCGUCAUGGAUGACGCACAGAUGCACAUCUAUUUCCUCAUGAAGAAGGAUUCUUACCCCAGGUAUCUGAAAUCUGACCUGUACAAAAACAUGCUGGCCAAAGCCGUUGUCCCCCAGGAGACUAAGAAAAGUGUGUUCCCCUUCAUGAGGCGUCAGCGGCAUUCCAGCCCCUCCCCGGCUCAGGCCAGUGCCCGGGCAGCAGAAGAAGACGGCCGAGCAGGUACCAACUCUGCAGCGGGCUCCCACUUCUGAUGCAGGGGGCCCAGGAACAAUUUAGCUUUACUUGCAUCACUUCAGUCUCCAUUGUCUCCAUCGUUCAUCAACCAUGGACUUCCAAAUCACUAUAAAUGUCAGGAGGCAGAGCUCUUCUUUCACUGACAGAAAUACUUUUUAGCAUAUAACUUUCUGUAAGAAAACAGGCUUUAAAGCAUCAGAAACAUCUCACCUGAGCAUGAGCAGUGAACAGCAGCUUUCACUGCUGCUGCAUCUGCACCCUUCCUAUUCCUGCACCCAUUUGCUUUAGAUAUUGUCAGUCAUCUCAGAUGAUCUGUUUCUCUCUCAGCUCAUCAGAUUUUGUUCGCAUACAGUACACAUAUUUGCUAGCUCUGGUGAAGGCCAUGCUCUUAAAGGAAAAGAUAUUUAAUGUAAAUGUUGACGCGGCUUGUUUGUGAUUUUCCGUCAGUCAGUCUGUCCGUCCAGUUCAUUCCAUGCUGGAGCUGCACUGUGAUUGCUGUAAAUCUUGCUUGAGCUUGUUUUUAUCCCAAUAAAAUGUCACAAGAGCA